Molecule: messenger RNA, 756 nt
Organism: Arabis nemorensis
Lineage: Eukaryota; Viridiplantae; Streptophyta; Magnoliopsida; Brassicales; Brassicaceae
Source: the annotation of a GenBank genome assembly
AUGGAAAUGUCUCGAGGAAGCAACAAUUUUGACAAUAAGAAGAUUAGUUGCCAAAGAGGUCACUGGAGACCUGUCGAAGAUGACAAUCUCCGGCAACUCGUGGAACAAUAUGGCCCCAAAAAUUGGAAUUUCAUUGCUCAACAUCUCCAUGGAAGAUCAGGGAAAAGUUGUAGAUUGAGAUGGUACAACCAACUUGAUCCAAACAUUACCAAGAAACCUUUCACCGAGGAAGAAGAAGAGAGACUGCUUAAAGCUCAUCGGAUCCAGGGGAACCGUUGGGCUUCCAUAGCCCGACUAUUCCCCGGGAGGACCGAUAACGCAGUCAAGAACCAUUUCCAUGUCAUCAUGGCUAGACGCAAACGCGAAAGCUUCUCUUCCACAGCCACUUCUACGUUCAACCAAACUUGGCAUAGUGUUUUGAGCCCUAGUUCUAGUCUUACAAGGCUUAAUAGAUCACAGUUUGGGCUAUGGAGGUAUCAAGAGGACACGAGUCGCAGUCUCUGGCCUUACUCUCUUGCUUCAACAUCUAGAAAUGAUCAAUUAUUUGGAUCUUCAUCGGUCUUGAAUGUACACCAAGAAAUUUAUCAUGAAAGGAGAAAGUCGAAAGAUUUGGUGGAUCAUCACAAUUACAAAUUUCACGAAGCCACACGAGAGAAGAAGACUUCAGGUGAAGAUGGACCAUCAUCAAUGGGAGAUAAUGGUGAGAAGAGCAAUGUUACUUUCAUUGAUUUUCUUGGAGUUGGAUUAGCUUCUUAG